AAAUUUUGUAUUAACUAAACCACCUCAUUGUCUAAUUCGUUUGACAGUUUUAGAAAUGUGAAGUGACAUUGACAAUGGCGUACGAAACGGCAAGUAAUCUUCAACAUUAAACUUCUCGCAUGACUAUCUCUCUGUAGCCUACACAAUCAGCGGACUUCUUGGGAGACGACGACCCAGACGAACGGCAAACAUGGGGAAACAGCAUAGAAUUCCUCAUGUCCUGCAUCGCCAUGAAUGUAGGAUUGGGAAAUAUCUGGAGAUUUCCUUUUGUGGCCUACGAAAAUGGAGGAGGAGCUUUUUUAAUUCCUUACAUUCUAGUAUUGAUUCUGCUAGGAAGGCCGAUGUUUUUCUUGGAGAUGUCUUUGGGACAGUUUUGUAGCUGGGGCAACGUCAAAAUGUUUGAAAAACUGGCACCAUUUCUCCGAGGUAUAGGAUAUGGACAACUAUUAGCCACAAGCUGCGUGGCUACCUACUACUGCGUUUUGAUCGCCCUCAGUUUGUUUUAUUUGGUACAAUCCUUCAGGCGGGAUUUACCGUGGGCAGUUUGUCACGAUGAAUGGGAAAGUUCUGAGUUUUCAAUAUAUAAAUGCGUACCUUCCUCUAGCGAUGUUAACACUGAGGCAAAUAAUACGAUGAGCUCAGCAGAAUUGUAUUUUAGGAUUGAUGUUUUGAAGCAGAGAACUGAUAUCGAUUCUGGCAUCGGAUAUCCAGAUUGGCAGUUGACCUUAUGUCUUGCUGUCUCUUGGUUAAUGACCUUUGCAUUGUGUGCUAGAGGCAUAAGAAGUUCCGGAAAGGCAUCCUACUUUCUGGCGAUCUUCCCUUAUUUCAUUCUGAUUGGUCUAUUAGUUAGAGCUGUAACUCUUGAAGGAGCAAGCAAAGGCAUAUUGUACUUCAUCACACCACAAUGGGAAUCCUUAUUGAAGGCUAAUGUAUGGUACGCUGCAGUGACUCAAUGUUACUUCUCAUUAAACAUAGGUUUCGGUUCCGUGACUAUGUACGCUUCGUACAACAAAUUCAGACACAACAUACACAGAGACGCUAUGGUAGUAGCUACUUUAGAUACGUUUACGUCAUUAUUGUCGGGCAUGAUCAUUUUCGGAAUAUUGGGAAACUUAGCUCACAAGAUGAAUCUGCCCAUCUCUAACGUUGUCAAAUCCGGAGGUACUGGACUUGCUUUCAUAUCGUAUCCGGAAGCUAUAGCCCGAUUUGAAACAGUACCUUGGCUAUUUUCUAUAUUAUUUUUCCUUAUGCUGGUGAUUUUGGGCGUAGGAAGUCUAAUUGCCCUACAAGGAUGUGUCUUUACUGUCAUUACUGACGAAUAUCGGUCUGUUAAAAUUUGGCAUGCAACACUUUUAACGACCACACUAGGAUUUCUCAUCGGAUUGUCCUAUGUUACUCCAGGAGGUCAAUAUAUAUUCGCCAUGAUUGACUUUUUUGGAGGAACAUUCAUAUUCUUUGUCCUUAACAUAUGUGAAGUUUUUGGGGUUAUAUAUUGGUAUGGGUUGCGUAAUAUUUGCUGGGAUAUUGAGUACAUGUGUAAAAUGAGACCAGGAGUAUACUUUAGAAUAUGUUGGAUAUUUUUUAUACCAGUGGUUAUGAUGUUGGUGCUUCUUUAUUUCCUGGUAACUCUAGAAGAAUUGAAAUAUGAGGGUAGAAGUUAUCCGACAUACAUAAUAGUUUGGGGCUGGUUGAUCGCUGCAAUAGGCAUUUUACAACCAAUAAUUUGGAUUUCUGUAGAUGUCAUUAGAGGUUUAAUAAAGGGGAAAACCUCCAAAGACAUUAAAACUGACUUAUUCGACAAUGCUUAUUGGGGUCCCAAGGACGCCAACCGAUUUUUAAGAUGGAAGAACUAUAAGUCAAGAGUGGAAGAGGAUUAUGAAAUGAAAAAACGAAAUUGUUUUAUUGAUACACUGAAAUUAAUCUUUAACAGAAGAUAAUACGCACAUAUAUAUACACAUUUUCUAUCAAAUAAUUUAUGUAUAUUAAAUAUAUUUACAUUGAUUAUUAUUCAAGAGUUUUAGAAAUGUUUAGAUUCAGGGACAAAAAAAUAAAAAAAUUCCUUUAUA
Molecule: messenger RNA, 2066 nt
Organism: Aethina tumida (small hive beetle)
Lineage: Eukaryota; Metazoa; Arthropoda; Insecta; Coleoptera; Nitidulidae
Product: sodium-dependent nutrient amino acid transporter 1
Exons: 8
Coding region: 216-1937 (573 amino acids)
Biological process (GO): sodium ion transmembrane transport
Cellular component (GO): membrane
Molecular function (GO): L-amino acid transmembrane transporter activity
Source: RefSeq, a predicted model, not a curated record